AGGCAAGGUUGUCAGUUAGUAGGAUCGAUUAAUUGUAGUUACCUUUUUCCCAACUUGUCUUUUUUUGAUGAGCUAGCUAGCUAGCUUCUUUUUCAGAAACCCAUUUAUAUAAAUAUGAGAUGGAUCGAUCACCUGUCAUGCAUCUCGAUCCAUCUCAUAUGCAGACAUACAUGUAUCUUAGUCAGAUAGAUAGAUAGAUAGAUAGAUAGAUAGAAUGAUCCAUGACCUCACGCACCUUUACUGGCCCUCUCUCUGAGUCUCUUCUCUUAUUAGCUUCUUCUGAGUUCUGAGAGUUAGUUAGAUCCAUCGGCGUGACCGGCCGCUAUGAUCGAUGCAAUAGCAACAAGCUAUAAGAUAAUAGCAACCUCAGCUCAUGGAGGGAAGUAAUGGCAAAGAGUUGGAGUACUACAGCUCUGCCUCUACUACGGAUCAUCCGCUGCAGUCGUCGUCUGCCGAUGUGCCUCACGACGGGAGGAGCUCCAGCAAUAAUAGCAGCACGGUGGAGCUGGAUGAAGCCGGCGCCGGUGACAGCAGCAGGAAGACCGCGGCCUCUCCAUCGUCGGUUCGCCCCUACGUCCGCUCAAAGAACCCUCGCCUCCGCUGGACGCCGGAGCUGCACCACUGCUUCCUCCGGGCCGUCGACAGGCUCGGCGGCCAAGAUCGUGCAACUCCCAAGCUCGUUCUUCAACUGAUGAACGUUAAAGGGCUCAGCAUAGGCCAUGUCAAGAGCCACCUCCAAAUGUAUAGAAGCAAGAAGAUUGACGGCUCGGGGCAGGUGAUAGGUGGUUCAUGGAGAAAUGAUCAUCGGUUGCAAGAGGGGGGGCAAGUGUACAACCUCAGCCAUCUUUCCUCGCAUCACGGCCAGACUGGUGCUAGUACUACCCUAUUGUCAGCAAGGUUUGGUGCAUGGCCUCAUUGGAACAAUUUCCAUCAACCAUACUGGCUUCAUGGUCACCAUGUUCUUGGAUCGAAAACCUACUACUCAUCAGCAGCUGAAGCCGACGACCCAUUCCUUAGAACACGAGCUGAUCAGUCUGUUACUGGAGCUUCGAUUCUUCAAGGGUGUUCAUCAUAUCAAAAUGAUCGAUCCAUGAACAAUCAAAUACGACUGCUGCGCGAUCAGGAGAACAUUAAUAACCACCAUGAUCCCCUUGAUCUCGAACUCACACUGGAUAUUGGGACACGGCGGGAUAAGAGAAUAAAGAGAUCAGGUUCUAGCUGGGGCAGAGAAGAUGAGAAUGCCAGGGAUCAAGAACAAGAAGUGGCUGAUACUGGGCUCUCUCUUUCUUUCUUCUCAUCUCCUCCUGCGAGGACCAGUAGUGGUAGGUGUCAGUAUGGAUAAAGGAAAAGCUCACCCAACAAAGGACAAGUACUCUUGAUCUCACCAUGCAUGAUCUACUUCGCCGUCGGUGUGGUGAUAUCUUGUGGUACUUAUCCAUGUAUGUAGAGGAACAUACGUAUGCAUAUAAAUAUAUAUCUUAGAGCGAGCUAUUAAUUAUUUAUACAUAUUUUGAUCUUUUGAGUUUA
This is a messenger RNA of Panicum virgatum (switchgrass), 1527 nucleotides long. RefSeq lists its product as uncharacterized. The record is from RefSeq and is a predicted model, not a curated record. The coding region runs from base 374 to 1342 and encodes 322 amino acids. The transcript is spliced from 5 exons. Gene Ontology annotation, molecular function: DNA binding; DNA-binding transcription factor activity. NCBI's taxonomy places the organism in Eukaryota, Viridiplantae, Streptophyta, Magnoliopsida, Poales, Poaceae.